CGGGGCGGAGAGAUCCACCCGGCCUGCACCGCCUCGUCCGAUCGUUCCCACUUCCCCGCCGAAGCCUAGGCCGGGCUCUCGCCUCCCGGCCUGCGGCACCCGCACCGCACCGUUCCCCCCGGGCUUUCCGGGAUCCGAGUUUGUAGUGCCUUUAAAGGGUCCCAAUUGCCCUUUGCCGGGUUCUGCUGAACGGAAGUGGGGGGUCCUGGACUUCGGUCUCAGACCGUGGUGACUGAAAUGGCUUGCGUUCGGAUCCGAGAGGCCAUAGAGGAAGACUGUGGAACUAUCCUGAGGCUGAUUCGGGAACUAGCUGAGUACGAGAAACUCUCGGAUCAGGUGAAGAUAAGUGAAGAAGCCCUGAGAGCAGAUGGAUUUGGAGAGAAUCCUUUCUAUCACUGUUUGGUAGCAGAAAUUCUUCCUGCCCCCGGAGAGCCACAGGGGCCCUAUGUGGUGGGCUAUGGGCUGUACUACUUCAUCUAUAGCACAUGGAAGGGACGCAACGUUUAUCUGGAAGACAUCUACGUGCAGCCGGAAUAUUGGGGCCAGGGAAUUGGUUCUAAAAUAAUCAAAAAGGUGACUGAGGUGGCCCUGGAUAAGGGCUGCUCCCAGUUCCGCCUUGCAGUUCUGGACUGGAACAAGAGAGCCAUGGACUUGUACAAGGCCCUAGGAGCCCAAGAUCUGACUGAAGCUGAGGGCUGGCACUCCUUUCGCUUUGAAGGAGAAGCGAUGAGGAAAUUAGCAGGAAAAUGAUGCCAUCCCUCCAAGGAUCUGUCUGUCUGAGCUUCUCCUUCCCCACCAACUCAAGAACUCCUUAGAGACUGUCUGUACUGACAAAGGACUCUCUGAAGUAAGGAGGGUUAAGAGUGAUUAUUCUCCAAAUAUGGAAAGAGCAGAAUUGAGGGAGAGGCCUUCCCACCUCCUUGUUGAGGGUGAAAAAUAAACAAGAAUUAUUAUGUCCUGAUGUGUUGAGUAGAGCAGUUGAUGCUGAGAUAAGCAUCAGCUACUUUAUGGUGCUUCCUGAGUGUUCUUGUCAGUGGAUUGCUCCUAGGGAUAAAGGUGGGCCCAGGGAGACUUUCACACUCAGUAGGCUGGAAUCUUGGUUCUGGCUGGUGGAAUUUAAAGAGCAGCGAGAGGCCAGCUUGGCACAUCAGGCCUAUUGGUUGGGUUUGGGACGCAGACAAAGGCCUCCAAUGUUUGGACUUCGUUAUUCCCAGAUCCAUGAUUGAGGCGGGCCUGCCACCUCCAAAGAUGGAGCAGGCUGUCAUAUGUUGAUGGCAUUUCAGGGGCACUGGGAAUGACCACUUGCCCCAAAUCAGCUCAGUUAGCUCGUACUUUUCAAACACUACAAAGUUACAAAGUCUUUAUUUUCAGUUCUGCAAAACUAAAACAAACUUUCAGGACCCAUGGCAACAAGUAGGGAAACAGGCUCAUUUCCUACUUUCAUAGUAUUUUAUUACUCAAGUAAUGCAGGUCUGUUGUAGAAAAAUCAGGCAGUACUUAUAAAAUAGAAUCAAUAGUCUUAUACAACUCCUAUAUUAACCUUUGGUAUCAAUUCUCUGCAUUUUUUUCAAUGUACAUGUAUAUAUAAUUAAGUGAGUAGGGGUUCAUGGAAUUAUACCCUUUUGUAACCUGUUUUUUUCAUUUAACAGUAUAUCAGAAACACCAUCCCAUGCUAUUAAACAUAGAUUUGUUAUCACUUUU
Manis javanica (Malayan pangolin) is the source of this 1701-nucleotide messenger RNA. RefSeq names its product spermidine/spermine N1-acetyltransferase family member 2 (gene SAT2). The record is from RefSeq and is a predicted model, not a curated record. Gene Ontology annotation, molecular function: N-acetyltransferase activity. NCBI's taxonomy places the organism in Eukaryota, Metazoa, Chordata, Mammalia, Pholidota, Manidae.